Molecule: messenger RNA, 1206 nt
Organism: Onychomys torridus (southern grasshopper mouse)
Lineage: Eukaryota; Metazoa; Chordata; Mammalia; Rodentia; Cricetidae
Product: cytochrome P450 3A13-like
Exons: 10
Coding region: 34-1206 (390 amino acids)
Biological process (GO): oxidative demethylation; steroid metabolic process
Molecular function (GO): testosterone 6-beta-hydroxylase activity; iron ion binding; heme binding
Source: RefSeq, a predicted model, not a curated record
UCACAUAGAAAAUUUCUUGGUCCAAAUGGAAUUAUGAAAAAAAGUAUAACAAGAUCUGAGAAUGAAGAAUGGAAAAGAUUACGAGCAUUGCUAACACCAACCUUUAGUAGUGGAAAACUGAAGGAGAUGUUCCCCAUCAUCCAAGAGUAUGGAGAUGUGCUGGUGAAAAACGUGAGUCAGGAAGUCAAGAAGGGCAAGAGUGUUACCAUGAAAGACAUCUUUGGGGCCUACAGCAUGGAUGUGAUCACUGCUAUCUUCUUUGGAGUGAAGGUGGAUUCCCUCAACAACCCCCAGGAUCCCUUUUUGGAAAACACCAGAAAGCUUAUUACACAUGACUUUUUCAAUCCAUUUGCUUUCUCUACAGCACUCUUUCCAUUUCUUUGCACAAUAUACGACAAACUAAACAUCUCUAUGUUUUCAAGUGAAGCUAUAUCAUUCUUUAAAAGAUUUAUAGAUAAGACCAAAAAAGAUCGACUUGAAAAUACCCAAGAGCACCGAACAGAUUUUCUUCAGCUGAUGAUGAACUCCCAGAAUUCCAAAGACAUGGAGUCCCAUAAACCUCUUUCUGAUCUGGAGAUCCUGGCCCAAUCAAUCACUUUUUUUUUUGCUGGCUAUGAGACAACAAGUGCUGCUCUUUCCUUUAUUACAUAUUUACUAGCAAUUCACCCCAAUGUUCAGAAAAAACUGCAGCAAGAGAUUGAUGCAGUCCUGUGCAAUAAGGCACCUGCCACUUAUGAAGCCCUGGUAGAGAUGGAAUAUCUGGACAUGGUGGUGAAUGAAGCUAUGAGAUUCUAUCCAGUUGCUAACAGGGUUAGCAGAAUCAGUAAAAAAGAUGCUGAAAUCAAUGGUGUGUUCAUUCCCAAAGGGAUAGUCGUGUCCAUACCUGUCUUUGUUCUUCACCGAGAUCCAAAAUACUGGCCAGAUCCUGAGGAGUUCCGUCCUGAAAGGUUCAGCAAGGAGAAUAAAAAUAGAAUCAAUCCUUACACAUACCUGCCUUUUGGAUAUGGCCCUAGAAAUUGCAUUGGCAUGAGGUUUGCUCUCAUCACCAUGAAGCUUGCAGUAGUCAAAAUCCUGCAGAACUUUUCCCUGUAUCCUUGUGAGGAAACAGAGAUUCCCCUGAAAUUAGGUAAGAAAAUUAUUCGUACUCCAGAAAACCCUAUUUUCCUGAAGAUUAUUUCAAGAAAUGGAGCCAUAAAAGAAGGUUGA